Camelus dromedarius (Arabian camel) is the source of this 1323-nucleotide messenger RNA. RefSeq names its product eukaryotic translation initiation factor 1 (gene EIF1). Gene Ontology annotation, molecular function: ribosomal small subunit binding; RNA binding; translation initiation factor activity. Gene Ontology annotation, biological process: translational initiation. Gene Ontology annotation, cellular component: eukaryotic 43S preinitiation complex. Lineage: Eukaryota; Metazoa; Chordata; Mammalia; Artiodactyla; Camelidae. Bases 153 to 494 code for a protein of 113 amino acids. The transcript is spliced from 4 exons. The record is from RefSeq and is a predicted model, not a curated record.
GCCCCUCCGCCCCAGUCACUGAGCCGCCGCCGAGGACUCAGCAGCCUCCCCCUUGAGCCCCCUCGCUUCCCGACGCUCCGUCCCCCCUGCCCGCCUUCUCCCGCCGCCGCCUUCCGCAGGCCGUUUCCACCGAGGAAAAGGAAUCGUAUCGUAUGUCCGCUAUCCAGAACCUCCACUCUUUCGACCCCUUUGCUGAUGCAAGUAAGGGUGAUGAUCUGCUUCCUGCUGGCACUGAAGAUUAUAUCCAUAUAAGAAUUCAACAGAGAAACGGCAGGAAAACCCUUACCACUGUCCAAGGGAUCGCUGAUGAUUACGAUAAAAAGAAAUUGGUGAAGGCGUUUAAGAAGAAAUUUGCCUGCAAUGGUACUGUAAUUGAGCAUCCGGAAUAUGGAGAAGUGAUUCAGCUACAGGGUGACCAGCGCAAGAACAUAUGUCAGUUCCUCGUAGAGAUUGGACUGGCUAAGGACGACCAGCUGAAGGUUCAUGGGUUUUAAGUGCUUUUGGCUCACUGAAGCUUAAGUGAGGAUUUCCUUGCAAUGAGUAGAAUUUCCUUUCUGUCCCUUGUCACAAGUUUAAAAACCUCACCGCUUGUAUGAUGUAACCAUUUGGGGUCUGCUUUUAACUUGGACUAGUGUAACUCCUUCAUGCAAUAAACUGAAAAGAGCCAUGCUGUCUAGUCUUGAAGUCCCUCAUUUAAACAGAGGUCAAGCAGUAGGCGCCUGGCAGUGUCCAGCCUGAAACAAAGCAAUAACGUGAUGUUUCAGGCAAGUCCAGAGCCCCAAGAUCACAGACGGCUAUGUCUGGCCAGAAGCUCCUCGGCAGUCCCUUCACAGAGUUUCCUGCCCUGAGAGAAUGUCACCACCUGAACAGCCCUCCGUGAAGCCGAUAGGAGAGGAUGGGGUAAGGCAGCGGCAGCAGCUGCACUGCUAGAGGGAGCCUUUGGUUGUCAGGGAAAGAUCCCCUGGUGUCCCCAGCGCUACCAGCUGGACAGAGCUUAGAGCAGCUUCCUUCUCUCUAGCGAGGUGACAGGAUGUGUGGCUUGCCACCAAGGUCUUUUUGACCAGACAUAUCCUAGCUAAUCAAUGUCCAAACUAGAAUGUGAGGCUCAUUCUAUCAGAGUUAAACUUUUGACAAGGGAACAAAUUUCAAACGGAUGUCAGUCACGUAGCUGUAGAGCUUGCAACUUACUAGCGACAGCUGCCCAAUGCCAUGUGAAGUAAAACUGGUUUUUGGUUUUGGUUUUGUUUUCUUUUUUCCCCUUCAGUUUUAAUGUUAUGUAAUGUAUUUAAACCCUUAUUUAAAUAAAACUUGUUUUCAGAAACA